AUGUUCAAAGAGAUUAAGCAGGAAUUGGCCUAGAAGUAUAAGCAAUUAGAGCUAGAUCAAAUUGAGAUAAUGCAAAAACUCCAAGCCUACAAGGAAACUGCACAAAACAAGUAAUAUGUUGAUAACACAUCAUUAUUGAUUGAUGAUAUACAAAACUCAUCUCUUCUCUUACUUUCAAAUACAUAAAGGGAUGUAACAGAUAAAACAAUUUCUGAAUUAAAAAAAGCAUUAGAAGAAUCUGAAAGAGAUAGGGAGAAUAAAAUUGAAUAAAUUAACGAAUUAAAAAAAUUAAAUUAAAAAUUAUACGAGGAGUUAAAUGGUGCUAAAAACAAUGUUAUCAAGUCAAAUAAACUUUUAAAUGAAAUCACAAUAUAAAAAGAAGAAUUAAUGAAUUAGAUAAAUAUGAUGAAAAAGCAUAAAUCAGUCGAUUCGUCUUUUUAUUAGACUUCUAUUACGGAUAUUACGAAUCAAGAUAUUUCAAUUCAGAUGAAUCGAAAAAAGUCAAUGUCACAAUAUGAAACCACUGAUUAGAAACAAUUAAAAUAGUAUAAAAAGUUUACAGAAAGUGUUAAAGACAUGAUAAUAAAAUUAUAACCAAAAUUAUAUGAUAAUUAGAAUGUGUCACUGUAAGAUGCUUGGAAAUGGCUGAAGAUUAUUAUCAAUGACUAUGUUCAAAUUGCUAAUACUAUAAAACAAUUAAAAUCAAUUCUUAAUGUGGAAUAGCCUUACAUAGUUUUGGAGGUUCAAUAAUUAAUCAACAUGAUUGUUUAUAAAUAAUGA
Molecule: messenger RNA, 780 nt
Organism: Paramecium tetraurelia
Lineage: Eukaryota; Ciliophora; Oligohymenophorea; Peniculida; Parameciidae
Exons: 2
Source: RefSeq, a predicted model, not a curated record